Messenger RNA from Pecten maximus, 7695 nucleotides. RefSeq lists its product as uncharacterized. The record is from RefSeq and is a predicted model, not a curated record. NCBI's taxonomy places the organism in Eukaryota, Metazoa, Mollusca, Bivalvia, Pectinida, Pectinidae. Gene Ontology annotation, molecular function: nucleic acid binding. The transcript has 2 exons. Bases 326 to 6637 code for a protein of 2103 amino acids. Gene Ontology annotation, biological process: DNA integration.
GUUAUGUUACCAUAAUUACAUUGUAUCACAGGGUUAAUUUGAUUACAAUAUGAUCCGGACAUUACGGUCCGAGUUUUAGUAUGAUCCGGACAUUGCGGUCCAAGCUUUAGUAUGAUCCGGACAUUGCGGUCCGGACGUUAGUCGUACCCUUUGGCAAUCUUAGAGGAAGUUUGCAAUGGCGUGCUCCGGCACUGUACACAUUUCAUGUCAAAGGAAACUUUAGGUCCCCCACAGGUCUUUUACCUUCCUCCGGGGAGUUUUGUGGAAUAAAGUCGUAUAACAUCACAGUAAAAGACCUGCGACUCAGACCUCAGGAUCUGUAAAGAUGGAUUCAAUACAUGAACAACGCACCAGAAACCUGACACCAGGAGGAGAAACACUUUUCCUAAGCAGGGUAGAAGACUUCUGCAAAAGUUUGUCAAAACAAGGAGAGAGGAUUAACGGAUUAAUCAGUCAGACCAUGACCAGUAUGGAAGAAGGUUUAAUAGAUGAGCUAGCUAAGAGCAGGACAGUCUAUUUGGAUAUUUCGAAUCAAUUCAUUGAUUUCCUCCAUAGGACACGUACCAUGGACAGUGCUAGGGAACUUUCUGCUCAUGGCCUUAUUCGUGAAAGUUUUCUGUCAAAGAUUGAUUUAGCUUUAGAGGCCACUCAGAAGUAUGUACCACCUAAAAUAGAACACGAGGAAUCAAAAUCACCUAAUGCUGGACACAAGACACCUUGCCAUUCGUCGAAAGCUUCAUCAUGUUCAUCUCAGUCGAGUCGCUCGCACAAGUCGUCUGCAAGUUACAUAUUAACGAAACAAAGAUUGAAACAUGAAAGGGCAAAGGUUCAACUAGAAUUUAUGAAGAAAGAGGCUCAAGUUCUGAAACAACAAGCAGAGGUUGAUGUGAGUCUGAAAUUGCUGCGGUCAGAAAGAAACUUGAAAGAGGCGGAGGCUGAGCUUGAUGCAGUACAUGAUCUUAUUGAGGAAGAGAAUGGAUCUGUUGAUUAUGAUAUAAGGUCGACUAAAAAAGAAAGAACAGCUGCAUUUGUGAAUAGUGCAAUUGAUCAUGUUGGUCGCGAGGUAAUGCAACCAAGUCCUACACCUGGUGUGCUUCAACAACCAAGUCUGUCGCCUGGUAUGCUUCAACAACCAAGUCUGUCGCCUGGUAUGCUUCAACAACCAAGUCCUGCACCUGGUAUGCUUCAACAACCAAGUCCUGCACCUGGUAUGCUUCAACAACCAAGUUUGGCGCCUGGUAUGCUUCAACAACCAAGUCUGUCACCUGGUAUGCUUCAACAACCAAGUUUGUUGCCUGGUAUGCUUCAACAACCAAGUCCUGCACCUGGUAUGCUUCAACAACCAAGUCUGUCGCCUGGUAUGCUUCAACAACCAAGUCCUGCACCUGGUAUGCUUCAACAACCGAGUUUGUCGCCUGGUAUGCUUCAACAACCAAGUCCUGCACCUUGUAUGCUUCAACAACCAAGUCUGUUGCCUGGUAUGCUUCAACAACCAAGUUCGUCACCUGGUAUGCUUCAGCCAACAAAUUCACCUGCAUGUGGCAUGCUUCGUCCAGAGGCCACCGAAUUCCAACCAACAUGCAGAGAUACCAAUGAACUCACAAAGUUUCUAAUGAAAAGAGAUUUAUUAUUGUCUAGAUUCACACAGUUUUCGGACGAACCACAACGUUACACAUUGUGGAAAAGUAGUUUUAAGAAUCUCAUUAGGGAGCUUGAAGUCACUGCUACAGAAGAACUUGAUCUUCUUGUCAGAUGGUUAGGACCCGAGUCCACCCAACAAGCUUUGAGCCUCAGGGCUGCACACACUCAUGAUGAAAGAUUAGCAAUCAUAAGGAUUUGGGAGAGACUUGACAGUCGUUACGGCGCUCCAGAACUUGUUAUACAUUCCUUCAAGAAAAGGCUUGAGGUAUUACCCAAAUUAACAUACAAAGAUAAUGUAAAGAUGUAUGAACUGUCAGACCUACUCAUUGAGAUGCAAGCCUUAAAGGAGAAUGUCAUGUACGCCACUUCCCUGGCCUACCUAGAUUCUUCAGCUGGAAUCAACCCCAUAGUGGCCAAACUUCCAGCAUUCAUACAAAGGAAAUGGACGGAUACAGCGUUUAGAUACAAGAAAGACCAAGGCGUCCUUUAUCCACCAUUCAACAUUUUCACUGGCUUCAUGAAGGGUAUGACAGAACGAUUGAACGAUCCAGGUCUGCAGUUUGACCCUCAACAAUCGACACAGGUCAAAGCCCAGGUUAACAGUGUUGGUAAACGGACCGGAAAUAGAAUGAUGCUGUCUGCUAAGAAGACUGAUGUAGAGAAACCAGUCCCUCCAGCUCAUAUUUGUCCUAUUCAUGGUGGAAGUGCCCGUCAUAGCUUGAAAGACUGUCGCUUAUUCCUAGCCAAGACUGUGCUGGAAAGGAAAGAAGUGCUUAAAAAGAACGGUUAUUGCUUUAAAUGCUGUGAGGACAAACACCUAGCGAAAACCUGUAAAGUAGCUGUGAAGUGUGAUAUUUGUGGUGGUAGUCGUCACCCUACAGUACUCCAUGAACAAUUUAUCUCGGAGAAGUCCCCACCAGUCCAUGGAGGGGAGUGUAGUCCUUCAUCACCUCCCGGAAGAGAACCAAACUAUCUUCAAGCUAGUAGCAGUUGCACACAAGUGUGUAAGGACUCCAGGGGAUUCAGCAAAUCAUGUGCUAAAACAAUUUUGGUCAAAGUCUAUCCUAAAGGAGAGCCAGACAAAUCCAUCCGUCUCUACGCCAUAAUAGACGAUCAAAGCAACAUGUCGUUAGCCAGAACAGCCUUUUUCGACAGCUUUGGAGAAAAUAGCCAAUAUACAGAAUAUACCAUGGCUUCUUGUUCUGGACUUAAUUCCUCCUCUGGAAGGAAGGCGCAAGGAUACGUUGUGGAGUCAAUGGAUGGAGAUUUUGCUCUUGAUCUACCAGUCUUACUGGAAUGUGACAAUAUCCCAAAUAACCGUAAUGAAAUACCUACCCCUGAGGCGGCUCACUUCCAUUCUCAUCUGCGGGACAUCUCUCAACACCUUCGACCUCUCGAUAGGAACGCAGAUAUUCUGAUGUUGAUAGGUCGUGACAUGCCUGCAGCACACCACAUCAUGGAUCAGAGGAUAGGGCCCUCAGAUGGACCAUAUGCGCAGCGCCUCAAGCUCGGAUGGGUAGUUGUUGGUGAGGUGUGUCUUGGUAAAGUUCACCAGACAUCCUACAUCACUGCAAAUAAGGUACACACCCUUGCCAAUGGUCGUCCUUCAUUAUUGGAACCUUGUCCCAAUUGCUUCGACUUCAAAGAAGACAUUCCUAAGACAGAUAACUUCCCCCUGUUUGUAAAGAAUCCCCAUGAUGAUAAACCUGGUCUUUCCUUGGAGGACAAAGAGUUUUUGCAUGUGAUGGACACUGGCUUCAGGAAAAAUGAUCAUGGUCAGUGGGAAGCUCCUCUUCCAUUAAAAACGGAUCGUCCGCGACUGCCUGACAACAGGGCUCAGAGUCUACGAAGGGCAAGGACCUUGGAUACAAGUCUCCGAAGAGACUCUCAGAAAUGUUCCCAUAUGAUGGAGUUCAUGUCUAAAGUGUUGGAUAAGGGACACGCAGAAGUUGCUUCUGAUCUUGACGAUGAAGAAGAGCGUUGGUAUUUGCCUCUCUUUGGAAUUUACCAUCCUAAAAAGCCAGAUAAAAUUCGUUGUGUUUUUGACUCUUCGGCUAAGGAAAAUGGCCUGUCGCUAAACAGCGUGCUCAUGACAGGUCCAGAUCUUACUAACAGCCUUCUGGGUGUUUUACUCAGGUUUCGGAAAGACCCUAUUGCUAUCAUGGCGGAUGUAGAACAAAUGUUCUACUGCUUCAAAGUAGUCCAGGAACACCGCAAUUUUCUGAGAUUCUUCUGGUACGCAGACAACUCUAUUGCCAAGCCGUUGAUCGAGUAUCGAAUGACUGCUCAUGUCUUCGGGAAUUCGCCGUCUCCAGCAGUUGCAACCUAUGGUCUUAGAAAGGCAGCAGAGAAUUCUGACGAGGACAUUCGGAAUUUUGUUACACAGAAUUUUUAUGUAGAUGACGGACUAGCUUCCGCACCGAAUGUGACUACCGCUGUAUCACUCAUUAAGAGAACCCAAAGGUGUCUACAGGAAAACGGUGGAAUAAGACUUCACAAAGUUGCAUCCAAUUCAAGAGAGGUACUUGAAACCUUUGAUCGUGAGGACUUGGCAGGAGAUAUCAGAGAUCUCGAUCUUUCAACAGACUGCCCACCAGUCCAGCGCAGUCUGGGAUUACUUUGGAAUCUGGCCUCAGAUUCAUUUAUCUUUAGUGCAGGAGUAACUGAAAAGGCUUACACCAAACGAGGUCUUUUAUCAACCAUCAACGGUAUCUAUGACCCAAUCGGAUUUGCAGCUCCUGUUAUUCUGCGGGGUAGGUUGCUCUUCAGAGAUCUCGUUAAGUUGUCUUCUGAGUGGGAUGAACCUCUGCCAGAGGAACGACGUCGGGAGUGGGAAUCUUGGUACAGUUCCCUUGGACAGCUCCGCACUUGUUCUAUCCCUCGACAGUAUGUAAUUGGUACAGUAUACGAGGAUUUAGAAAAGGAAGUACACAUCUUCUCCGACGCCUCAAAGGACGCUGUCGCAGCUGUAGCUUACCUUCGGACCAAAGACACUAAUAAUCAGAUCGGUACAAGCUUUAUCUUUGGAAAAGCGAAAGUCGCACCACAGCAUGGACAUACGAUUCCGCGCUUAGAGCUCUGCGCUGCUGUCUUGGCCACCGAUCUUGGUCGCACCAUAAAUGACCAACUGGACAUUCCCGCGGAAAACAUGCACUUUUACUCUGACAGUAUGGUCGUGUUGGGAUAUUUACAUAAUCGUGUACGAAGAUUUUACGUCUAUGUCGGCAACCGUGUGGACAGGAUACUUGGCUUUACAAAAGCUUCCCAGUGGAGUCACGUUUCUUCUGAAAAGAAUCCUGCAGAUGAAGGAACUAGAUGUGUAAAUGCAUGCGAUCUACAAGAAAGUAUGUGGCUGCAGGGAUCAAGUGUUCUAAGGGAGGAUACAGAUCUUGAGACUCCAGGUUAUCCUCUUGUUCAACCAGGCAAGGACGUUGAGGUGAGACAAGAAGUCAAAGUCCUCAAAACUUCCUGUGCAGCACCACAGGGUAUAGGAGCUGAGCGAGUCAAACGUUUCUCUACGUGGAACUCAUUGGUAAGAGGCAUUGCUAACCUCAAGUCCCUUGCAAUUGCUAGUAAAAAUCGAUCAACUACACAUACCCGAAGAGUCACCACAGAUCUUCUUGAGAAAUCCCGGAUCUUUAUACUCCAGGAUGUUAAACAGCAAGUCUACUCUGAAGAACUACAAUGUUUGAGGGAAUCAAAAACUUUGCCUAGUAAGAGCAGCAUCUCUGCUCUGACGCCAAUCUUGGAUCAAGAUGGGAUUCUUCGCGUUGGUGGUCGGCUCAACCGCUCAAACUACCCGCUGGAGGAUCGGAAUCCUAUCAUAGUGCCUGGAAAGCAUCAUGUGGCUAGGCUCAUUAUCGAACAUUUUCAUUCAGUGGUGCGUCAUCAGGGAAGGCAUCUGACAGAAGGUGCUGUGCGAUCUGCCGGAUAUUGGGUGACCGGUGCCAAGCGCCUAAUUUCUUCUAUUCUCCAUGCUUGUGUUACGUGCUGUCGACUUCGAAGAAAACCAAGCCACCAACAAAUGGCCGAUCUUCCUCCUGACAGAUUAGAGCCAUGCGCUCCAUUCACUUAUGUAGGGGUAGAUGUAUUUGGACCCUGGAACAUCACAACCAGACGUACUCGAGGAAGCGUAUCCCAAUCCAAGCGCUGGGCAGUGCUUUUUACCUGUCUAGUAUCUAGAGCUGCACAUAUAGAGGUGAUUGAGGAAAUGUCUUCUUCCUCUUUCAUAAAUGCUUUACGCCGAUUCAUCUCCAUUCGAGGACCUGUGAGAGAGUUUCGCUCCGACAAUGGAACCAACUUUGUUGGGUGCACUCAAGAUAUGGGAUUCCAGACGAUUAGUGUGGAUGAACCUAAACUGGCCAAUUUCCUAUUGGAGAACAGUACGGUUUGGCGCUUCAAUCCCCCACAUGCCUCCCACAUGGGUGGUGUGUGGGAGCGCAUGAUUGGCACCGCUCGAAGGAUCUUGGAUUCCAUGCUACUGGAUAUGAAAGGUAGAACUCUGACUCACGAAAUACUUACCACUCUGAUGGCAGAAGUAACAGCCAUCAUGAAUUCAAGGCCCAUUACUCCUGUGUCAACCGAUCCUCAAGAUCCCUCCGUGCUGUCGCCGUCUGCAUUGCUCACCCAAAAGACUUCAAAUUCAUCCGUUAGUUGUGAACAUCUCAGCCAAAAGGACUUAUAUCGGCAUCAAUGGAAAUGCGUGCAAGUUUUGGCAGAAGAGUUUUGGAAAAAAUGGCGGAGAGAGUACCUCGUAAACUUACAGUCGCGCAACAAGUGGCAACAGCAACAGAGAAAUCUCAAAGAAGGGGACAUUGUGCUAAUGAGAGAUCGUAGUGUUGCUCGCAUGGAAUGGCCUCUUGGAAUUAUAAAUCGUGUGUUCAAGAGUGACGAUGAACUUGUGCGAAAAGUGGAGAUUCGCAUUGUACGAGACAACAAAAUCUCAUAUUUUGUCCGCCCGGUGACCGAAGUUGUAUUUCUUACCAGUUCUGAUUGACUUGGUUUAUUUUAGUUAUGUAGGUGAAAUUAUUUCUGAUGAUAAGAAACUUUGAACAUUUCUCAUGUUUUCUGAGUGUCACAAAUCUGAACAAUCUGUUUGUGUUUAAGUAGUGAUAUAGAUCAUAUCAGGAGGGGAGUGUUAUGUUACCAUAAUUACAUUGUAUCACAGGGUUAAUUUGAUUACAAUAUGAUCCGGACAUUACGGUCCGAGUUUUAGUAUGAUCCGGACAUUGCGGUCCAAGCUUUAGUAUGAUCCGGACAUUGCGGUCCGGACGUUAGUCGUACCCUUUGGCAAUCUUAGAGGAAGUUUGCAAUGGCGUGCUCCGGCACUGUACACAUUUCAUGUCAAAGGAAACUUUAGAUCCCCCACAUGGUGAGUUUAUUCCCUGCCCAUAUCAAUUCUUGCCGAUCGAACAUUUAUUGCAUUGAUUAUAUGAUUGUCAACAUUAGUCUGUAAAAGAUAUGAUCUGUAUGUGUGUUCGAAAUGUCAGUCAUAUGAACUGUCUGUCAUUCAGUGAAGCACAUGGUCCGUGCCAUCUAGUCAUGUUUAGGAUCUAUAUAUGUCAGUAUUAUUUCGUAUAUUAGUUUAUUAAUAUGUCUUAUGUAAAUUCUACUCAGAGACAGUGUAGGAAUAAGACAUCAGACGAAUUAUAGUUGUAUUUUGGUCAGAAAGCGAUUAGGUCAAUUCGUCCUAUUAUUACUUACCUUGGACAAAACGUCCUAUUAGUCAUUUGAGUUAAUUAUAUCUAUAAAUGUGUUUUAAACUAUUGUUGUUACUCUGUCCAUCCAUGAAUACUCCAAAGAUAGUGUAUAUAUAUCCAGCAAAGAAAUCUAGUCAGUUUAUUAAGUGAUAUUUGUGUUAAAUAUCCGAUUAUUGCUCAAAAUCAGUUUUGUAUUCGAAUAUCAGUGAAAGAAAGGCAUAUGUUAGACAUAAUGGUUUGCAUAGUGACAGUGUGUACAUCUGUAUCAUAUUCUCAUUGUGUUUUCAUUUUCAUAUGUUGUAGUCUUUUACCUUCCUCCGGGGAGUUUUGUGGAAUAAAGUCGUAUAACAUCACA